Sphenostylis stenocarpa is the source of this 333-nucleotide messenger RNA. Lineage: Eukaryota; Viridiplantae; Streptophyta; Magnoliopsida; Fabales; Fabaceae. The record is from the annotation of a GenBank genome assembly.
AUGGAGUCGUCGUCGUCAUUGAAGUCGGUAGUAGCGGAGUAUGAAGAACGAAACUGGAUGGAUCUUCCGCGAGACGUGCUGUGUACCAUUUUCCAGAAGCUCGGUGCAAUCGAAACCCUCAAGCGCGCCCAGCACGUGUGCUCUGUGUGGCGCUCCAUUUCGAAGGACCCUCUCCUGUGGCGUACCAUCGACAUGAGCAAUUCCGGCGACAUGGACUUCCAGUUAGGCAUCAUGUGCCGCCGCGCAAUUGACUAUAGUUGCGGCCACUUGCUCCAUAUCAACAUCGAGAAUUUCGGCACCGAUGAUCUCCUCCGCCACAUCACCGAUUCGUGA